AUGUCCCAACCAAAGAAGAGUGUGAAUAUGGAACCCGCCCCAAUGCCUAAUCAGCCUGAUGGCGAUUCCAAAGUCUCCAUGAUAGAGCUGGGGAGUACGAUUAUGAUAGACCCGAUCAAAGAGAAAAAGAUGAUGCGCAAGUUCGACCGAUACGCCCUUCUCCUCAUCGGCAUCAUGUACAUGUUUUGCAACCUAGAUAGGGGCAACCUGGGGAAUGCGUCAAUCGCUGGCAUGCCUAAAGAUAUUGGCCUUGUGGGGAAUCAGUUCGGCACAGCAGUCACGCUGCUUUUCGCUACCUAUGUACCAUUCGAGGCGCCGGUUGCGAUACUUGUGAAAAUUGUUGGACCUAAGCCGUUGUUGGCAGGAUGUUGUACUUCGUGGGGGCUGGUGACCUUAUGUAUGGGGUUCAUCCAGAAUUGGAAGGGGUUGUACACAUGCCGUCUGCUUUUAGGUGCAUUCGAGGCUGGACUUAUCCCAUGCCUAGAGACGUACCUUGGUUUGGUGUACAAAAAGGAGGAGCGAGGAACUCGCAUGGUCAUGGUCUAUUCUUGGAGUGCCAUCGCCAGUGCCUUCGGUGGACUUUUGGCAUAUGGGCUCACCCAAAUCAAUGGACCGGGCGAGUUUCAAGGUUGGCGAUGGCUGUUCAUCGUGGAGGGCAUUCUCACGCUUUGCAUCAUUCCAGUGUUUCUUUGGCUGUUUCCCAAGGAUAUCCUCGAUGCCUGGUUUCUUACUCCUGAGGAGAAAGAGUUGAUGAGACUACGGUAUAUUCAGAAUCCUUCUUGGGGAAUUGACGAGAAAUUCACUUGGGGCGAGACCUUGAAGGUGUUCAAAGACCUCAAAUUCUAUGCCUUCGUUGCAAUCCUUUACUGUGGCGACUUGACCAUUUAUAGUUUUACAACUUUCCUGCCAGCAAUUCUCAAAGGAAUGGGUUAUACAUCGGUGCACGCCAAUCUGCUUACAGUACCAGUCUACGUCUGGGCCUUGGGCGUAUUCAUAGUCGCUGGUAUCUCAUCUGAUCGUUUCAAAAACCGUAGCAUCCCUAUUGGUGGAGGCUUUGUCUGCAUGAUCGUUGGUUAUGCUAUUCUGAUCUCGGUGGAAACGGUUGGUGUUCGCUAUUUUGCUUGUUAUGUUGCAAUGGGAAUAUAUCCCACCGUUGCCUUGCUUAUCAUGUGGCUAUGCGACAAUGUAGCUCGUCACUUUAAACGAGCCAGUAUGAUUGGACUCUGUCUGACACUUGCCAACACUUCAGGCGUGGUUACCGGUCAAAUAUUUACCACGCCCACAUCACCUCGAUAUAUACGUGGAUUGUCCAUCUGUAUGGGUCUCGCGGUCUUUGGUCUACUCGUGGUGGUGGCGCUGGUUGUGGGCUUCAAGAUUGUCAAUCGACGACGUGAGCAAGCCAUUGCUCAAGCCGAAAGGGAUGGAACACCACUUAUCUCAUGCCCUGAACAUGGCGACUAUGACGAGUCGGCCAGAUAUCUCGAAAGUCUAGAGGAAAAGGCAAAUAUGCAGCAAGAACGGGUUUCAACUACGCCUCCACAUGAGCCAAGCGAUAACAGUAUCCGGCUUUCACAGCCUCCCUCGUCAGAGACAAUGGCCUCUGAAGCCGGGAAUCCUUUGGUUGCUCAAAGGCCGCAGCUCGUUCAGUCCGCUUAUCUGUCACGGCCAGUCUACCUAGGAGAUGCAUCAGGGAUUGCCUUUGGCAUGAAACUACGAGAGUCAAUCAGAGGUCAUGAUGGAGUUGUCUCGCUACGAACUGAGCAUCGAUACUUCAAUGAUCCAGGCAUACUUCGAAGAGUUGCCGACAGUUAUGAGUUGCCAGAGAAGAGUUAUGCGUUGAUCCUCGUCCGGCUAGUCAAGCGUUUUCUUGGUGACACGCAUCAUCUAAACUUAGGUUCUGCCUUCCUGGAGAGAGUCGAUGAUUUUUAUGUGAUACGGGUGGAAGAUCCUAUUUGGAUCUGUCGCCUGUUUGUGAUUUAUGCACUGGGAGAACUUUACUCGAAUGGACCCGUCAGUGCGAGUACGGAACGCAAGAUACCUGGCACUGCAUUCUUCUUGACGGCGAUGUCCUUGCUACAGGACAAUUAUGAGGAUGCAACCAUCCUCUAUGUUGAAACUUUGAUGCUAGUGUCCCUCUACUUCGAUGCUCUAAACCGCACAAAUUCGGCGUACGCCUACAUAGGACUGGCGUUGCGCGUCAGCCUCACAUUGGGCUUGCAUCGCAACAUCAGCAGUCAUCAGCUGCCGGCGGUGGAAAGAGAGCACCGCAAUCGAGUUUGGUGGACAGUUCACUAUUUAGAACGCUUGUGUAGUUCGAAACAUGGGCACCCCAUGAUGCUCAGGGACGAAGAUAUCAGUACAUCCUUGCCGUCCUGGGAAGGACUUUCCCCAGCGGAAAGGGCGGAGUUUCCCAAUCCAAGCAUCCUCAACGCUCAGCUGAACCUAGCCAAGAUUGUGGGCUUCAUUUCCCGUGACAUGUAUGUGGUCUCAGGACUGUCGAGGGGACAAACAUUUCUGCAGACGGUGCACAGUAUUUUCACGCGCCUGAAAGACUGGAACGAAAGUCUCCCGGUCGAGAACAAGAUGGAUUCUUCGGUUACAGCCUCGAGGGGAAUUUCAUCGUUACAUCUUCUCUUCAAUCAAUGUGUAAUCCUUGCGACUCGACCUAUCUUAUAUCUCAUCUUCCAGCAGUGCUUCAGGACCACCGCAGAGUCUGCCGCCAGGUCGAACAGCAUCCCCCCGAUUGCAAGAGCAUUAGCAGACCACUGCGUUUAUGCAGCACGCAACAUCAACCACAUCUUGAUCCAGUUGUGGGUGGAUGGAUCCAUUGCACUUUUUGGAUAUACGGACGCGCUGAUCUUAUUCACGUCCACCAUGGCACUGACGAUUGCUGUGGCAUUGAGACUUGGAAAUGUCGACGAAGUCAAGAGUGAGACCGAAACCGCAUGGCGUCUGCUAGGGCAAAUGCGCGAAUGUGGCAACAAUGCCGCCGCCGAGUUCCACGAGCAGUUGAAUUUUCUCAGACAGGACCUGGGCUUGGUCGUGCCUGAGACGGCUCAAGCUCCGUCUAAGACCAGCGAACACGAUGUGAUUCAAUGUCUGGGUGAAGAAGCGACGCAUCACCCCAGCGGAGCCCCAGCGCUAGAUCUGGUCAACAGUGCUAUGACCGAAAACCGCCUUGUCUCGCACGCGCAUGCGCCAGCACCAGAAAACGCCUCAGCAGCUAUAUAUCACUACAGUGGCGAAGGAGAAGGUAGCUGGACGUGGGACGGGCUAGGCGACCGCCAGCAACUGACAUCAUUCUACCUUCAGGGAGAUUCGCACACCGACUUCCGUAGCGCCGUAUAUGGACACCCUUUAGGAGAGUCGGUUGACAUGAACCCCGUGAUGGCAUUGUCUGGUUCAUCGGAAGCACGUGUCAAUGGCUCCAUAGGCGGCGAUACUGCUGCUGCUGCAGCUGCAGCUGCAGAACACCCCCAAGACUUCCAGUCCAGCGAUGCCUUUGCUAGCGAUGUUUUGUUGAACAGCAUGCCUUUCGGUCUCGAUCUGUCCGAGCUAGAUGGAUUUGAUGUCGAUCAGAUGCCCUUCCUCUGGACUUGA
Molecule: messenger RNA, 3600 nt
Organism: Exophiala bonariae
Lineage: Eukaryota; Fungi; Ascomycota; Eurotiomycetes; Chaetothyriales; Herpotrichiellaceae
Exons: 10
Coding region: 1-3600 (1199 amino acids)
Biological process (GO): DNA-templated transcription; transmembrane transport
Cellular component (GO): membrane
Molecular function (GO): DNA binding; transmembrane transporter activity; zinc ion binding
Source: RefSeq, a predicted model, not a curated record